Messenger RNA from Physella acuta, 1661 nucleotides. RefSeq names its product glycine receptor subunit alpha-2. Gene Ontology annotation, cellular component: membrane. The record is from RefSeq and is a predicted model, not a curated record. Gene Ontology annotation, molecular function: transmembrane signaling receptor activity; extracellular ligand-gated monoatomic ion channel activity. Gene Ontology annotation, biological process: monoatomic ion transmembrane transport. Lineage: Eukaryota; Metazoa; Mollusca; Gastropoda; Physidae.
ACAACGCCACGAUCGUGACAAUAAAGAUCCAUCUGCUGAGCUUCGACUCCGUCAGUGAGACGACUAUGGACUACACGGUUGACCUGUAUAUCAUAAUGAACUGGACGGACACGCGCCUGAGGUACUCACAGCUCCACACGAACUUCUCUUCUCUGGAGGUCGACUCCAAGUUCAUGGCCAACGUCUGGGUGCCGGACGUCUACUUCCGGAACGAGAAGAAGGGCUCGUUCCAUGACGUCACCAUGCCGAAUAAGUACAUGCACUUGCACCAUGACGGGACCGUACAAUAUAGCUUGCGGUUGUCCUUGACACUGAGUUGUCGAAUGACGCUGCACAAAUAUCCACUGGACACGCAGCACUGCCCGAUGUUGAUACAGAGUUACACCUACACGACCGAGAACGUCAAGUUCUUCUGGCACAAGGCCGGCUCGGCCGUGACCUACGACAAGGAGAUCGCCCUCAACACGGAACUGCCCCAGUUCUCCAUCGUGAGCAACGAGACGCAAGAGUGUAACGGCACCAUGGACUCGGAGUCUCCCCAGUUCGCCUGCAUCCAAGCCCACUUCACCCUCAAGCGAGAUAUCGGCUACUACAUCAUCCAAAUCUACGUACCCAGCAUCCUCAUCGUGGCCUUGUCCUGGGUCUCCUUCUGGCUCGACCUUGAGGCCGUCCCCGCCCGGGUCUCCCUGGGGGUGUUGACUGUGCUCACCCUCAACACCCACGGGUCCAACAUUCAGGGACAGCUGCCCAAAGUGUCCUACAUCAAAGCUAUCGACGUCUGGAUAGUCAGCAGCCUCAUUUUCGUCUUCGCCGCCAUGUUGGAGUUCGCUUACGUCAACGUGCUGGCCAGGCGCGCGGACAAGGAGAAGCAAGCGGCCCAGAAUGCCCGGAUACCACCGGAACAGAAGGACGCCAAUGUGGCGCUGAUCAACGGGAAACCCCCAAGACAGGCAGCAGGGGGGCAGGUACCUUCUCGUUUCCAGGCCAGGAGAGUGGACAAGUUGUCCAGGAUUGUCUUCCCCUCGACGUUCGCGGCGUUCAACAUUUUUUACUGGUUCUUCUACUACUACACGGAUUAACUCCCCUGUUUUGGUUGACGUGAGGGUACGGUGCACGCCGCACCGGAUGACACUAGCCGAGUUGGGUGACACCGAAAUGAAAAAAAAAAUGAAAAUUGCAAUGUGUACGGAAAAAAAACGGUGCUAUAUCGACUUUGAUCAAGAGCUGUUGAAGUUCUGUGCAUUGUAAAUCACACCACUAUACUACGUGACAUGGAUGGAGGAAAAUUUAAGAAAACCUUUUUUUCAAUUUCUUCACAAAAACGAAAUACUAUUGCUUUUAAAAAAUUGUACCUUCUUUAUCUUAUUUACAAUUUUUAAAAUAUUUUAUUUUGAUAGCCGUUAAAAGCUGGGUUGGUUUUUUUAUAUUUCUAUUGAAAGUAAUUGAUCAGACAUAAGUAAGUCCACUAGCUUGAUGCGAUGUGUUUUUAUAUAACAGAAUAGCUAUUGGCGAAUGUUGGACUCGAACCUGACGGUCCGUGUGGCAGGUGAAGUAGAGUUCACCUAUUUCAGUGAGCUCGGCAUAUGAAGGGAUAGUGUGGUCAGCACUAUGCCCAGCCGCCAUUGAAUCUUAGACGUGUAUGUAAUGUAUGUAGACCUUGU